CGGUGGCAAUCAGACCAUAUUUGGUGCAACAAAUCACUCAGUCUGGUGCAAUCCAAUAGUGCAGUUACACUCUUUGUCCCUAGGGAAAUAUUCCAGAAUCUCAAAAGCAACAUGGCACAAAUUAUUGACGGCAAGGGGAUCUCCGCUGAGAUACGCCUAAAGCUGCACCAGGAAGUCAUAGAUUUUGUGAGCUCUGGGAAUCCCGUGCCCCAUUUGACGGCUGUGAUUGUGGGUGAGGAUCCAGCCAGCCAGACGUAUGUGAAGAACAAAAUUUUGGCCUGCAAGGAGGUCGGCAUUUCCAGUGAAACGAAGCUGCUGCCCGCCAGCACAACCCAAGAGGAGCUGCUGCAGCUGAUCGGGCAACUGAACCGGGAUGAUUGUGUGUCGGGUGUGCUUGUCCAGCUGCCGGUGCCGGAUCACAUUAAUGAGCGCACCAUCUGCAAUGCUGUGGCUCCCGAGAAGGAUGUGGAUGGCUUCAAUGAGAUCAAUAUGGGUCGCCUGGCCCUGGACAUGGAUGGAUUUGUGCCGGCCACACCGCUGGGCAUUAAGGCGCUCCUCGAGCACUGCAACAUCGCGACGCACGGCCGCAAUGCCGUUGUGGUGGGUCGCUCCAAAAAUGUCAGCCUGCCGUUGGCCAUUCUCAUGCAUUCGGAUGGCAAGAAUGCCACCAAGGCGCUGGAUGCCACGGUGACCAUCUGUCACAGAUAUACGCCGCCCAAGGAGCUGGCCAAGCACUGUCGUCAGGCGGACAUCAUUGUGGUGGCCGUUGGCAAGCCCGGUCUCAUUACCAAGGACAUGAUCAAGCCUGGGGCCUGUGUCAUCGACGUGGGAAUCAAUCGCAUCAAGGACGAGAAAACGGGCAAACACAAGCUGGUGGGCGAUGUGGACUUUGAGGAGGUACGCCAAGUGGCAGGACACAUUUCCCCAGUGCCCGGCGGAGUUGGACCCAUGACCGUCACCAUGCUGAUGCACAACACUCUCCAAGCGGCCAAGAAACAGGCGGCCAGCCGCCGGGUCUGAUGCACUCUCCCACAAAAGGAUCAGGCAGAUCCUCCAUGUCUAUGGCAUAGCACUUAGGUUCUGAAAUAGUAUUUUCUUAUUUAAUCAGCUAACAUUUUAUAGAUUAAUAGACUAACUGACAAGCCGCUCGCCUUCCUAUCUCAUUGGCGGUCGCCAAUUGGAGCCACAAUUACUUCUAUAUCGCAAAAUAUAAUCAGAGAUUAUAAAAAUA
Molecule: messenger RNA, 1231 nt
Organism: Drosophila obscura
Lineage: Eukaryota; Metazoa; Arthropoda; Insecta; Diptera; Drosophilidae
Gene: Nmdmc
Product: bifunctional methylenetetrahydrofolate dehydrogenase/cyclohydrolase, mitochondrial
Exons: 3
Coding region: 112-1020 (302 amino acids)
Biological process (GO): tetrahydrofolate interconversion
Cellular component (GO): mitochondrion
Molecular function (GO): methylenetetrahydrofolate dehydrogenase (NAD+) activity; methylenetetrahydrofolate dehydrogenase (NADP+) activity; methenyltetrahydrofolate cyclohydrolase activity
Source: RefSeq, a predicted model, not a curated record